AUGCGACAGCCACGUAGUAGCAACAGGACCCUGGCCCUUAGCAUCCUCCUGGGCGUUGUCUUCAUCUAUUUCCUCUACAGCAUCCACAACACCUCAGUCGACCAGUCCGAACUCCGCCUGCGAGUACAAACAUCCGCAGCCGAGAACCCUCUAUCUCCCCCGACCUCAGCCUUCCGCAAGCAAUCCAACUCCCAAAAUGCCCACGGUGUCCGCCGGCCGCCUCCCGUCGUUCACUACCAACUGAACAACCUGACCGCGUCAGCACUGCCCGUUCAAAAGCACGAGAAAGUCCUCAUUUUGACGCCCCUAGCGCGCUUCUACCCCGAAUACUGGGCCAAUCUCAUGACCUUGAGCUACCCUCACGAGCACAUCAGUCUCGGCUUCAUCACGCCCAAGACGAAGGAAGGCAAUGCGGCGACGGCCGCCCUACAAGAGGCAAUAAGGGAGACGCAAUCGGGUCCGGAAGAACAACGGUUUCAAUCGGUGACUAUUUUGAGGCAGGACUUUGUGCCACCCUUGAAUUCACAAAACGAACAGGAACGCCACAAGAUGGAAAACCAAAAGAUCCGGCGGGGGUCCAUGGCGCGGGCACGAAAUAGCUUGCUCUUCACCACCAUCGGACCGCAUACGUCUUGGGUGCUGUGGUUGGACGGUGAUGUGGUCGAGACUCCCACUACGCUGAUCCAGGAUCUGGCCAGUCACGACAAAUCCGUCAUUGCCCCGAGCUGCAUGCAGCGGUUUGUCAACGACCAAGGGAACGAGGACAUCCGGCCCUACGAUUUCAACACCUGGCGCGACAGUGACGUCGCACAGGAGCUCGCCAGCAAGAUGGGUCCCGACGAAGUUCUUCUCGAGGGAUACGCGGAGAUGGCCACAUAUCGAACACUCAUGACCAAGCUGGCGAAGGUGGGCAAGGACCGUGAUGAACGGCGUCUGAUGCCGUUGGACGGCGUGGGUGGAACAGCACUUUUGGUCAAGGCCGAGGUGCACCGCGACGGCGCCAUGUUUCCUCCCUUUCCUUUCUAUCAUCUCAUCGAGACGGAAGGCUUCGCGAAGAUGGCGAAGCGGCUUGGGUUCGAGGUCUGGGGCCUCCCCGAUUACUUUGUGUACCAUUAUAAUGAAUAG
Fonsecaea nubica is the source of this 1125-nucleotide messenger RNA. RefSeq lists its product as hypothetical. The transcript is spliced from 2 exons. The record is from RefSeq and is a predicted model, not a curated record. Gene Ontology annotation, biological process: protein N-linked glycosylation; cell wall mannoprotein biosynthetic process. Bases 1 to 1125 code for a protein of 374 amino acids. NCBI's taxonomy places the organism in Eukaryota, Fungi, Ascomycota, Eurotiomycetes, Chaetothyriales, Herpotrichiellaceae. Gene Ontology annotation, cellular component: mannan polymerase complex. Gene Ontology annotation, molecular function: alpha-1,6-mannosyltransferase activity.